Acromyrmex echinatior (Panamanian leafcutter ant) is the source of this 924-nucleotide messenger RNA. RefSeq names its product bolA-like protein DDB_G0274169. Gene Ontology annotation, cellular component: mitochondrion. The record is from RefSeq and is a predicted model, not a curated record. Lineage: Eukaryota; Metazoa; Arthropoda; Insecta; Hymenoptera; Formicidae.
UUGAAUUUCUUUGACCGAUUCCCCGAUUCUCGAAUGACAAUUCUUGAUAAAUUCCAAGCAUUUGAUUCCCUAACGAGUUUAAUUCCGAUAAAAAUAAAAUCACUGAUGCGAUAAUCUAUAGAAAUCAUUUACAUUUCGUUUUCUUCCUUUUGCAUGAAAUAAAGAACUCUGAUUGGUUGAAUUUCUUAUGCCUUAUGUGUAUGCGUUAUGCAAGAGUUGUGUUCCCCGCUUUAUGACAUGCUCGCUGCUCGCGUCGCAGUAUUUCGCGGCUGACAGAUUUCCUAACCUGAAUAGUUGUGAACGUUAACGAUUAAAUAUCUCAAAAUACGGGACAGAGCGAGCUUUUCUCGGCCAGAUUCGUUUGUUUUGGUUAAAAAUGCGUUGAAUGAGUCUAAUUUCGGCGAUUUUUGAGGUGACGUGAACAAUUAUCUAUAUACACACAUAUAUAUAUGUAUAUAAACUAAAUAAAUGCAUAAAGCAAGCCCGAUAAGAUUAAUACUUAAAAAAAAUUACAGUAUGAUUCGUCAUCAACAAGACAUGAGUAGUUGUGAAACACUCAUCAGGCCUAUAGAGAGUUCAAUUAAGGAAAAGUUGGAAGCUGCAUUAAAACCUGUUCACUGCGAAGUUAUUAACGAAUCUUAUAUGCACAAUGUUCCCAAAAACUCUGAGACACAUUUUAAGGUAGUGGUUGUAGCAGAAACAUUUGACAAGCAGCCAUUGAUCAAGCGACACCGAAUGAUAAACCAGUUAUUGCAAGCAGAACUGCAAGGAGGUGUACAUGCUCUAUCAAUUAUAGCGAAAACACCAGAGCAAUGGGAAGCAAGCAAUAAAACAGUAGCCGCGAGUCCUGCUUGCAGGGGCGGUUUUGGAAAGUAACAUGUAAUGAUGUAACGAUUAAUUAUAAGUAUAAAGAUAAUAAUUUAA